This is a messenger RNA of Leptosomus discolor (cuckoo roller), 2743 nucleotides long. Lineage: Eukaryota; Metazoa; Chordata; Aves; Leptosomiformes; Leptosomidae. The record is from RefSeq and is a predicted model, not a curated record.
GAAAUUAGCACCUGGAGUUAGUCAGUUUGCUUACACCUGUGUACAAGAUCAUCCUAUCUGGACUAACCAGCAGUUUUGGGAAACAACCUUUUAUAGCAACGUGCAAAAUCAAGUUCGCUCCCUCUACCUAGCAGCCAAAGACGACAACCAUGCAGUACAAUUGAGACAAAAGGAGAAAAAUCCUGUAGGUCCAGACCAGGAUAAGACAGCAAUGGACCUGGCUGCUGAGCAGUUGCGAUUAUGGCCAACUCUUAAUAAACAAACUCAACAGGAGCUAGUCCAGAAUGAGGAAAGUACAGUUUUCAGUCAGGCAAUUCAUUUUGCUAACCUCAUGGUCUACCUGCUAGUCCCACUGGAUACAAGUAAGAACAAGUUACUAAGAACAUCAGCUACUGGUGACUGGGAGAGUGGAAGCAACAGUAUUGUCACAAACAGUAUUGCAGGCAGUGUUGCAGAGAGUUAUGACACUGAAAGUGGAUUUGAGGACUCUGAGAACAAUGAUGUUGCAAACGCAGUUGUACGCUUCAUCACCAGGUUUAUUGACAAGGUUUGCACAGAGAGUGGAGUUACACAGGAUCACAUCAAGGGUCUUCACUGCAUGAUACCAGGCAUUGUAGCAAUGCACAUAGAGACCCUGGAGGCCGUCCAUCGUGAGAGUAGGCGGCUUCCACCAAUACAGAAGCCCAAAAUUCUACGACCAACUUUACUGCCAGGAGAAGAAUUUGUGUGUGAAGGUCUUCGUGUGCUGCUGGACCCUGAUGGCAGAGAGGAAGCUACAGGAGGACUGCUUGGAGGUCCUCACAUCCUCCCUGCUGAAGGAGCUUUAUUCCUUACCACUUACAGAAUUAUAUUUAAAGGCACUCCUCAUGAUCAACUGGUUGGAGAGCAGACAGUGAUCCGGAGCUUUCCUAUUGCAUCUGUGACGAAGGAGAAGAAGAUCUCUAUACAGAACCAGCUGCAGCAGAGUAUGCAGGAAGGACUGCAGAUCACUUCAGCUACCUUUCAGUUAAUUAAAGUAGCAUUUGAUGAAGAAGUAAGUCCUGAAGUGGUGGAAAUAUUUAAGAAACAGUUAAUGAAGUUCCGUUAUCCUCAAUCUAUCUUCAGCACUUUUGCAUUUGCAGCUGGGCAAACAGCGCCACAGAUAAUUUUACCAAAACAAAAAGAAAAGAACACUUCAUUCCGUACCUUUUCAAAAAGCAUUGUGAAAGGAGCAAAGCGUGCUGGGAAGAUGACAAUUGGACGCCAAUAUUUAUUAAAGAAGAAGACAGGCACAAUAGUGGAAGAAAGAGGGAAUCGCCCAGGCUGGAAUGAAGAUGAUGAUAUCUCUGUUUCAGAUGACAGUGAGCUGCACACAAGUGGUACCCUAAAAGCAUCAGAAAAAUCAACAAUGGAGCAAUUAGUAGAAAGAGCCUGUUUUAGAGACUAUCAACGUUUGGGACUAGGAACCAUCAGUAGUAACUCUUCUCGCUCAAAAACUGAAUAUUUAAGAAUAACUGCACUGAACAGGAUGUAUUCACUUUGCAGGAGUUAUCCUGGGCUUCUGGUAGUACCUCAGUCUGUUCAAGACAGCAGUCUGCAGAGAGUUGCUCGCUGUUACCGUCACAAUCGCCUGCCAGUUGUCUGUUGGAAGAACACUAAAACCAGUACUUUUCUACUUAGAUCUGGGGGCUUUCAUGGAAAAGGUGUUGUUGGCCUCUUCAAAUCGCAAAACACACAUACUGCAGCUCCUGCUUCUUUAGAAUCUUCAAGCAGUAUAGAACAGGAGAAAUACCUACAAGCUGUACUGAAUGUGAUAUCCGUCCACUGCAAAAUGAAUGGCAGUAAUACUCUCACUGUUAGACCAACAAUUGCUCUGUCUCCAGGUGUAUGGGCGAGUCUUCGUUCGAGCAACCGAUUUAUCAACACUCAGACUCCGUUCAUUGAUGUUGGUGCAAGACUUGCAGGGAAAGAUAACACCGCUUCCUACAGCAGCAGCAGUUUUCUGCAAAGUCAGCUUCUGAGACGGCAAGCAGCCCUCUAUAUAUUUGGAGAAAAAUCUCAGUUACGGGGAUUCAAACUUGAUUUUGCUUUGAAUUGUGAAUUUGUUCCUGUUGAAUUCAGUGACAUCCGACAGACAAAGGCAAGCUUUAAAAAGCUGAUGAGAGCUUGUGUUCCCAGCACUAUUCCUACAGAUUCUGAGGCAACGUUCCUUAAAGCACUUGGGGAGUCAGAGUGGUUCCCACAGCUUCACAGGAUAAUGCAAUUGAGUGUGAUCAUCUCUGAGCUCCUGGAAAAUGGUUCUUCCGUUAUGGUUUGUUUGGAAGAUGGCUGGGAUAUUACUGCACAAGUAGUAUCUCUGGUGCAGUUACUCAGUGAUCCCUUUUAUAGGACACUUGAAGGCUUCCGAAUGCUGGUGGAAAAAGAAUGGCUCUCUUUUGGUCAUAAGUUCAGUCAGCGUAGUAAUCUGACUCUCAAUUGUCAGGGUAGUGGAUUUGCUCCUGUUUUCUUACAGUUCUUGGACUGUGUGCAUCAGAUUCAUAACCAAUACCCAACAGAGUUUGAGUUCAAUCAGUAUUAUCUGAAGUUUCUGGCUUUUCAUCACAUAUCAAAUAGAUUUAAGACAUUUCUUCUGGAUUCAGACUACGAAAGACUAGAGCAUGGGACAUUGUUUGAAGAUAAAGGAGAUAAACAUGCCAAAAAAGGAAUUUGUAUUUGGGAAUGUAUUGAAAAGAUGCACAAAAGGAGCCCUAUUUUCUUCAAUUAC